GGAGAGCUAGAAGUUCACAAAAAAAGUAGUACAAGAAGCUUUGGAACAAAGAAGAAAACUAAACAAGAUCAAGAAGACUUUAGAAAAUUUAUCUUAAAUGAAGAAGAAACCUCAAAUAGUACAGA
Molecule: messenger RNA, 125 nt
Organism: Scutellospora calospora
Lineage: Eukaryota; Fungi; Glomeromycota; Glomeromycetes; Diversisporales; Gigasporaceae
Source: the annotation of a GenBank genome assembly